AGUCCAGGAUCAUUGCCAUCGAGGACGCGAGUGGCCCUGCCUCGUGAUAAACUCCGGCUGACUUGAGCUGCAAUUAUGAACGGGAAUCUGCACAGCGAUAUCGUGUGUAUCUUAGAUGCUGGUGCUCAAUAUGGGAAAGUUAUCGACAGACGAGUUCGCGAACUCAACGUCGAAUCCGCCAUCAUUCCGUUGAGCACCACCGCCAAAGAGAUAGUCGCCGCCAAGUACAAAGGCAUCAUCAUUUCCGGUGGUCCGGGUUCUGUUUAUGCACCAGACGCCCCUACUUACGAUCCCGAGAUCUUCAAAUGCGGCAUACCUGUUCUCGGUAUCUGCUAUGGAAUGCAGCUCAUCAACAAGGAGUUCGGAGGAUCCGUAGCCCGCAAGGACAACAGAGAAGACGGCCAGUUCACCAUCAACGUAGACAAUUCUUCCGCCAUCUUCAAGGGGCUGGAAGCGAAGCAAGAAGCUCUACUGACGCACGGGGAUUCGGUGGCGAAAGCCGCGGACGGUUAUGCAGUCACAGCCACGUCCGGAGAUACCGUAGCCGCCAUCGCAUCCGAAUCGAAACGGAUAUUUGGAGUCCAAUUCCAUCCCGAAGUGGAUCUCACACCGAAGGGCAAAGAAAUUUUCCGCAAUUUCUUAUUCGAUGUUUGCGGAUGCACGGGAUCCUUCACUCUCCAGAGCAGAGAAGUGGAAUGCAUCGAGUACAUUCGGAAAACAGUCGGCUCCUCAAAAGUUCUCAAUCUCGUAUCGGGCGGCGUAGAUUCCACGGUUUGCGCGGCGCUCAUGCGGCGAGCCCUACCCGAAUCGCAGGUGAUCGCUCUGCACAUCGAUAACGGCUUCAUGCGCAAGGACGAGAGUGUCCAGGUUGCGGAAUCCUUGGAGAAGAUUGGAUUGAAGCUCAAGGUCAUCGACGCCUCUCAAAGGUUCUAUAAUGGAACAACCGAGUUGCCCUGCGAUCGAUCCGAUCCCAGCAAGGGUAAACGACGGACGAAGGUGUUGACUCAGACCGUCGCACCCGAAGAAAAGCGAAUGAUCAUUGGAGACACAUUCAUGAAGGUCGCCGACGAGGUGGUCGCGGAAUUGGAACUCAAUCCAGAAGACGUAUUUUUGGGACAGGGCACACUGAGACCGGACCUGAUCGAGAGCGCGAGCGCUCUGGCGUCCGGUUCCGCGGACGCUAUCAAGACCCACCACAACGAUACCGAGCUGGUUCGUAUGCUCCGCGAGAAGGGACGAGUCGUGGAACCUUUGAAAGAUUUCCACAAAGACGAAGUUCGGGCCCUCGGCCGAGACCUGGACCUGCCCGAAGAGUUGCUCAUGCGCCACCCGUUCCGUCCCGGUCUGGCUGUUCGUGUCAUUUGCGCCGAAGAACCCUACAUGGAGAAAGAUUUCAGCGAGACUCAAGUGCUGUGUAAAGUCAUUUGCGACUACGCGCAUGCGUCCCAAAAGAAACAUUCUCUUCUGCACAAAGUGGAAAACGCAUGCACCAAAGACGAAUUGGCUUUCCUCACUGAAAUGUCGCUGAAACUCAAGGUGACGCCGACACUGCUGCCUAUCAAAAGCGUGGGGGUCCAGGGCGACAAGCGCACCUACAGUUACGUGCUCGGACUGUCCACGUUAGACGGCAGAGUUCCUGAAGACUGGUCGAUGCUUAUGAAGUUCGCCAAGCUCUUGCCGAAAAUCUGCCACAACAUCAAUCGAAUCGUGUUCAUCUUCGGCGAACCGAUCACGCAACCCGUGCAGGAGAUCACUCCAACCUUCCUCACUCCGAACGUCUUGCAAAUGCUGAAACGGGCCGAUCAUGUCGCCCAGAACACGUUGCGGAAGCACGGCGUCACCAAGAAACUUUCCCAGAUGCCCGUCAUUAUAGUUCCCAUUCAUUUCAACUGUGAUCCUCGUCAGACUUCGUGCCAGAGGUCGAUCGUCGUACGAACCUUCAUCACUGAGGACUUCAUGACCGGCGUUCCUGCGCAGCCCAACAAGCACUUACCAUUGAAGGUCAUUUUAGACAUGGUCGAGCAAAUUCAGAACGUGAGCGGUAUCUCCCGCGUGAUGUACGAUCUAACUCCGAAGCCUCCCGGUACCACGGAGUGGGAAUGAACUCUGCACGAUAGCGACAGCGGUGGUGUCAGUGCGGAUCUUCUCAGGAAAGGACUUCAAAAUCAGCCCUCGAUCGACCCGCGACGUCGGAGUAGGCACCGUCCAGGCGAAAUCAGCGAGAGAUUCUGAAAUCCCAACGGCCGUCCUGUGCUUUGUCUCACUCAAGCGUCGUGGCCGCAUUCCGUUCCAGGAAGUUUCCAGAGAAAAAGAUGCCCUUCUGUUGAACCUAUCAUUUUAUACUAAUUGUAAGCCUAGAAGUCCUUAGUUCGGUAGACAUGAGGGUGAUUGCGAGGGGUCCGUCGCCUGUUCGAUGGUUUCGUCGUUCGGCCGACUCCCUCGUUGGAGAUUCGAUGCAAUUCCUUCAUUGUGAUGCACGUACGUUUCGAAACCAAAGGAUCCGUCUUGAGUGCAUCUCCCACAGGUAUUUUGUGCGGAGCUCAUUAUCGAUCAAAUAUACAUGAAGCUUGAAUGAAAAUGUUGAUUUUGCGGCAUAAACGAAAUAGCAGGUCCUCUGGCGGGAUGGAGCUCCGAAACUGCUGGCGCCUCGGCUGACUGAGCGACGACUUAUAUUGAGUCACAGGAAAUGGAAGAGUAUGAUCUUUCGGCCUGGAUCCGGGAGUGCGAAUGUUGCCUGGUAUUUAAGUAUUUAAUUUUAUAGUCAAUAAAUUCGGUGAAUGUCCUUGGAUACAGGAUUACGUUGUAUCCAUGAA
Messenger RNA from Galendromus occidentalis (western predatory mite), 2813 nucleotides. Its product is annotated as GMP synthase [glutamine-hydrolyzing]-like. Gene Ontology annotation, cellular component: cytosol. NCBI's taxonomy places the organism in Eukaryota, Metazoa, Arthropoda, Arachnida, Mesostigmata, Phytoseiidae. Gene Ontology annotation, molecular function: ATP binding; GMP synthase (glutamine-hydrolyzing) activity; GMP synthase activity. The record is from RefSeq and is a predicted model, not a curated record. Gene Ontology annotation, biological process: GMP biosynthetic process.